AGCUGAAACCGUUAUGCAGAUCUCUCUCUUUCGUUCCCUUGUUCAAUCAAGAAGAUUCGACGAUGUAACCUUGCGAGUUUUGGAAUCGAUCCUUGUUUGUAAGGAUGUUGAAUCUUCUCUUCAGGUGCAGUCUUGCUUGAGGGAGUUCAUGAGGAGCGAGAUUAUGUGCAUCAUUAAGGAAACCGCCGCUAGAUCAACUGAGGAUAAGCUUUACGUUAUUGAAUUUCUAGUUCGUACUUUUGCCCUAGUCGGUGAUGCCAAGAGUUGUUUAGCUAUGAGAUACGAGGGCUUGAUUUUGCGGGGCCUUGUGUCCAGCAGCAACUGUUCAUUACAAGUAUCGCAAAAAGAAUGGGUUACCUUUGCGGAACAUUCAAUGAAAAACGGGUUCUACAAAGUUGCUAAAAAGGCAUGUGAAAAUGCACUUGCAUGCUAUGAGACCGAUGACAUGGCUGAUGGGAUGACUGAUGAUGACUCUUAUAAAAAAGUUCAAAUGACUAACAAUAUUAAGAGACUUAGAAAUGCUGCUGAGGCAUCAUCUUCUUCUUCUAGAUCAGUGAGGGCGCUAGCAGCAGAGUACCUGAAAAAGAAAGAAAGCGACAAGAUUAAAAUGCAAGUUCGGGAUCAUGAAAAAACACCUUCUGUGGGUAGCAGUUUGUUCAGAGAAGGAAUUAAGAGACGUAACUUGAGAAGAUUGGUUGAUUAUCAAAACAUGAAGCAGCUCGAUCAAUCCAAAGAUAAUUAAGGAAAACAAGAGAACCACUCGCUACUGAAUUCGAAUUCGAAUCUCA
Molecule: messenger RNA, 788 nt
Organism: Impatiens glandulifera
Lineage: Eukaryota; Viridiplantae; Streptophyta; Magnoliopsida; Ericales; Balsaminaceae
Product: protein DOUBLE-STRAND BREAK FORMATION
Exons: 6
Coding region: 14-742 (242 amino acids)
Biological process (GO): meiotic DNA double-strand break formation
Source: RefSeq, a predicted model, not a curated record